ACAACAACAAAAGUUUCCUUUGCCUUUUCCUUGGUUUCCUCUUAAAAAAUGUAUUAAUAUUAAUAUUUGACUUUAAUAUGAAUAUGGAAAUAAAACCAAAAUCUAGUGAGAGAACGGAGAGAACUUGUAAAAUAGAAAUAGGCAAUGACACCUUGGAUGGCUUCAAAAUUGAAAUUAAGGAAGAACCCAAGACAGAAACUGCUGCAGAUCAAGCAUUUGAUUAUUUAAACUUAAAUAAAUUCACGGUAAACACUAAAGUAGAACAAGAUGAACAUAAAUUUACACUAGUUGAAGAAAAGCAAACAAUAAAUGAAGAAAGUUGCCCCCAGGUGGAAAACAAAAUGAACAUUGUGGAAACGUUACUUUUAUCUCCCAGAGAGAAAUAUACAUCUCAACACACUGAAGCAAAGAAUACGAAAGUUGGGACUGGACAAAGACCUUACAAAUGUGAAAUUUGUUUCAAGCAGUUUACUCAGAUACGGUACUUGAAAUCGCACUUGCUGGUACAUACUGGAGAAAAACCUUACAAGUGUGAAAUAUGUUUUAAGCAGUUUUCUCGUAAACUUCAUUUGAAAACACAUUUGACAAGGCAUACUGGAAAAAAACCUUACAAGUGUGAAAUUUGUUUUAAACAGUUUACUACUAAAAGUAAUUUGAAACGACAUCUGAGUACCCAUACUGGUGAUAAACCUCACAAGUGUAAAACUUGUUUAAAGCGGUUUAUUACUUCAAUUGACUUAAAAAGACAUUUUAGUACUCAUACUGGCGAAAAACUUCACAAGUGUGAAAUUUGUUUAAAACAGUUUGUUACUACAAAUGAUUUGAAAAGACAUUCGAGAUGGCACACUGGAGAAAAACCAUACAGGUGUGAAAUUUGUUUGAAGGAGUUUGUUACUACAGGUGAUUUGAACGUACAUUUGAGAGUACACACUGGAGAAAAACCGUUCAAAUGUGAAAUUUGUGUAAAGCAGUGUAUUACUGCAAGUGUUUUGAAAAGACAUCUGAGAACACACACAGGAGAAAAACCUAAUCAGUGUGAAAUUUGUUUAAAGCAGUUUAGUGAAGCAAGUACUUUGAAAAGACAUUUAAGAACACACACUGGAGAAAAACUUCACCAAUGUGAAACUUGUUUAAAGCAGUUUAGUACUACAAAUGAUUUGAAAAUUCAUUUGAGAGUACACACUGGAGAAACCCCUUACAAGUGUGAAAUUUGUUUUAAACAGUUUUCUCGAAAAAUUAAUUUGCAAACACAUGUAGGAAGACACACGGGAGAAAAACUUCACACAUGUGAUACUUGUUUAAAGCAGUUUAUUACUACAGGCGAAUUAAAAAGACAUUUGAAAACACACAGUGGAGAAAAACCAUACAAGUGUGAAAUUUGUUUAAAGCAAUAUAUUAGUACAAGUGAUUUGAAAAAACAUUCGAGAGUGCACACUGGAGAAAAACCGUACAAGUGUGAAAUUUGUUUUAAACAGUUUAGUGUAGCAAGUACUUUGAAAACACAUUUGCUAGUGCACACUAAAGUAAAACCGUACGAGUGUGAAAUGUGUUUAAAACAAUUUAGUACAACAAGUCAUUUACAAAGACAUUUGAGAACACAUACUGGAGAAAAACUGCACAAAUGUGAAACUUGUUUGAAGGAGUUUAUUACUACAAGUGAUUUGAAAAUACAUUUGAGAGUGCACACUGGAGAAAAACCGUAUGAAUGUGAAAUCUGUUUCAAGAAGUGUAUUACUACAGGUGCUUUGAAAAGACAUUUGAGAAUACACACUGGAGAAAAACCUCACCAGUGUGAAAUUUGUUUAAAGCAGUUUAGUGAAGCAAAUAGUUUGAAAGUACAUUUGAGGGUGCACACUGGAGAAAAGCCGUACAAGUGUGAAGUUUGUUUUAAGCAGUUCAGUAAAGCAAAUAAUUUGAAGACCCAUUUGAGAAUACAUCCUGGAGAAAAACCAUACAAUAUAAAGGAAAAAAUUCCUCUCAUUGGCUGUAUACCAUAAUAAAAAACUUACUAAGGAAGUAAAACUUCACUUGUAGGUAGAUGGUAUAUAAAUUUAUUAAAAUUUUUAUCUAAAAAGAUCCAAAUUGGGUUGAAGUGGGUACAUCUAUAGUACAAAAAACAAACGUUUUCGGACCAAUCAGUCCAUCAUCAGGUUGAAACUUUAGAUCCAAAGUAGUUGGAACUAGCUACAUAGAUAGGUCAAAAGACCUUACUUAGUGUUACAAUAAUUAGGCCAUUUCGGCUACAACAAUGUCGACAAUAAGUCGAUGUUAAAAGAAUAUAUAAAUGUAGUGAGACUAUAGUGUAGUCUUCAUCUUGGCUUCAAACUGACCUCAAACUGGCUUCUGGCUUCAAACGUCAGUUUGAAGCCAAGAUGAAGACUACACUAUAGUCUCACUACAUUUAUAUAUUCUUUUAACAUCGACUUAUUGUCGACAUUGUUGUAGCCGAAAUGGCCUAAUUAUUGUAACACUAAGGUCUUUUGACCUAUCUAUGUAGCUCUAGUUCCAACUACUUUGGAUCUAAAGUUUCAACCUGAUGAUGGACUGAUUGGUCCGAAAACGUUUGUUUUUUGUACUAUAGAUGUACCCACUUCAAUACAAUUUGGAUCUGAUUAGAUAAAAAUUUUAAUAAAUUUAUAUACCAUCUACCUACAAAUGAAGUUUUACUUCCUUAGUAAAAAUCAUACAAUUGUGAAAUUUGUUUUAAGCAGUUUUCUAGUACAAGUAAUUUGAAAAAUCAUUUGGGUGUACACACUGGAAAAAAAUGUACAAAGCUUGAACUUGUUUAAAACAGUUUGUUACUGCAAGUUGCAACGGAUAGCUAUGUUAGACAUCAAUCAGGCUGUAUCUCUAACUGAGUUUAAUUUAAAUAAAAAUGUAUUCUUAAUAAAUAUGGGUUUUCAUGGGUCGACCGACCCCAAUUCUUCAACUGUCAUCAACACGCCUAAGUUCAUGAGCAACUUCGAUACGAGAAUAAUAAAAAAAAUGCAUUGAAAUCCAGACCCCGUAAUUUUUGGAGCAUUAGAAAAUGAGUACAAAGACAUACAUCAUUUUUUUUUUGUAAUUCCACCUUCAAUUUACCGUGUACUUCUCGUUGACUCUUAACCGAUAAGAUAGAGUCGUUGAUGAAUCGGGCGGCGUCUGUUUUCAUGUUUCGAGGUUAUGUUGAAUAGGUUUAUUUUUGCCAUAGACGGGCACGCAAGGUUUCACCAACACGAAUCUACCUUAUCGGCAGAGUCUACGAAAAGUGUACGGUAAAUUGAAGCUGUAAUUACAAAAAAAGAAAUAUGUAUGUCUUUGUACUCACUUAACGCUCACAUAACGCUCAAAAAAUUACGGGAUCCGGAUUUCAAUGCAUAUUUUUUUUAUAAUUCUCGUAUUAAAGUUACGCGUGAAAGUGAAGUGUGAAGUUUGUUUGAAGCAGUUUUCUCUAACAAUUGAUUUAAAAAGACAUUUCAGAACACACACUGGAGAAAAACCUCACCAGUGUGAAAUUUGUUUUAAACAGUUCAGUUAAGCAAAUAAUUUGAAGACCCAUUUGAGAAUACAUUCUGGAGAAAAACCAUACAAUUGUGAAAUUUGUUUUAAGCAGUUUUCUAGUACAAGUAAUUUGAAAAAUCAUUUGGGUGUACACACUGGAAAAAAAUGUACAAAGCUUUAACUUGUUUAAAACAGUUUGUUACUGCAAGUUGCAACGGGUAACUAUGUUAGACAUCAAUCAGGCAGUAUCUCUAACUGAGUUUAAUUUAAAUAAAAAUGUAUUCUUAAUAAA
This is a messenger RNA of Diabrotica virgifera virgifera (western corn rootworm), 3772 nucleotides long. RefSeq names its product zinc finger protein 26-like. Gene Ontology annotation, cellular component: nucleus. The transcript is spliced from 2 exons. Gene Ontology annotation, molecular function: DNA-binding transcription activator activity, RNA polymerase II-specific; RNA polymerase II cis-regulatory region sequence-specific DNA binding. NCBI's taxonomy places the organism in Eukaryota, Metazoa, Arthropoda, Insecta, Coleoptera, Chrysomelidae. The record is from RefSeq and is a predicted model, not a curated record. Gene Ontology annotation, biological process: regulation of transcription by RNA polymerase II. Bases 78 to 1997 code for a protein of 639 amino acids.